CACCAUCCGUGUUCCCUUCCAGUGUGCGUGACCUUCCUGGGAAGGUUCUACCAGAGCCUGAAGGACAAUGACGUUGAGUUCACGCCUGCCAGUAUUGAGAAGGAGCUCCUGAAGUCCUGCAAAGAGGCAAAAGGCAAAGAGAACCGGCUGUGCUAUUAUAUUGGGGCCACAAGUGAUGCAGCUACCAAAAUCAUUAACGAGGUCUCAAAACCCAUGAGUCACCACAUCCCCGUGGAAAAGAUCUGCGAGAAACUCAAGAAGAAAGACAGCCAGAUCUGUGAACUAAAAUACGGUGAGUUGCCAGCAGAAAGGGAGAUGCCCAGGUUUCUCUGGGGGGACGGAUCAGCAGGGGUAAAGCAGCAAACAGGCCUCUGGCUCAUAAUAACUUAG
Molecule: messenger RNA, 390 nt
Organism: Tinamus guttatus (white-throated tinamou)
Lineage: Eukaryota; Metazoa; Chordata; Aves; Tinamiformes; Tinamidae
Source: RefSeq, a predicted model, not a curated record